This is a messenger RNA of Neltuma alba, 1608 nucleotides long. Its product is annotated as protein trichome birefringence-like 19. The record is from RefSeq and is a predicted model, not a curated record. Bases 14 to 1324 code for a protein of 436 amino acids. Gene Ontology annotation, molecular function: O-acetyltransferase activity. Gene Ontology annotation, cellular component: Golgi apparatus. The transcript has 2 exons. Lineage: Eukaryota; Viridiplantae; Streptophyta; Magnoliopsida; Fabales; Fabaceae.
CUGUGUCUCAAAGAUGAAGUUCCAAUUCAUGGAGCUUCUGUUUGGGAAGAACAGUCCAAAGCAAAUGAUCCCAAAAGUAACAUUACUCGCAGUUUUAGCCAUUCUUCUAUUCACAAUCUCUCCUUUAUCAAACCCUCUCUUCCGAUAUCACCAUUCUUCUUCUUCAUCUUCAUCUUCUCCUUCAUCUUCUGCAUUUGAUGAUCUGAACGAGUCGACGAGUCUGCCGUCGACCUCCAUAACCAUGUGCGAUCUCUUCACCGGCGAGUGGGUUCCGAACCCUAAGGCUCCAUAUUACAAGAACACCACGUGCUGGGCCAUCCAUGAACACCAGAACUGUAUGAAGUACGGAAGACCAGACUCUGAGUUCCAGAAAUGGAGAUGGAAACCCAAUGGCUGUGACCUUCCCAUCUUCAAUCCCUUUCAGUUUCUGGAGAUUGUGAGAGGCAAAACUAUGGCUUUCGUUGGAGAUUCCAUUGGAAGGAACCAGAUGCAGUCCAUGAUUUGCCUACUUUCAAGGGCAGAAUGGCCAAUAGAUGUAUCAUUGACCCAAGACGACUAUUUCAAGCGUUGGAGGUACCCUAGCUACAACUUCACCAUGGCCACCUUCUGGACGCCGCAUCUAGUCAGAUCCAAAGAGGCCGACGCCGGCGGUCCGACGAACUCCGGCAUCUACAACCUCUACCUCGACGAGCCGGAUGAAAGGUGGGCCGCAGAAAUCGCCAGCUUCGACUACAUCAUCCUCAACGGCGGCCACUGGUUCAUGAGGUCCAUGGUCUUCUACGAGAAACAAACCGUCGUGGGCUGCCAUUACUGCCUCCUCCCCAACGUCCCCGACCUAACCAUGUACUACGGUUACCGGAAAGCCUUCCGAACCGCCUUCCGAACGAUCAUAAACACAGAAAACUUCAAAGGCAUUACGUUUCUGAGAACUUUUGCGCCAUCACACUUUGAAAAUGGACUGUGGAACGAAGGUGGAAAUUGUGUGAGGACGAAGCCAUUUAAGAGCAAUGAGGUACAGUUGGAGGGAAUGAACUCGGAGUUUUAUAUGAUACAAAUGGAGGAGUUUAAGAGCGCCAUGAAAGAAGCGAGGAAGAAAGGUUUGAAAUUUAGGGUUUUUGAUACGACACAGGCGAUGUUGAUGAGACCUGAUGGGCAUCCAAGUAGGUAUGGACAUAGAGCUAAUGAGAAUGUGACUUUGUACAAUGAUUGCGUUCAUUGGUGCUUGCCUGGGCCCAUUGACACGUGGAGUGAUAUCCUGCUUGAGAUGUUGAAGAUGGAGGGUGUUAGAUCUGCUCGAGAGAGGCUUCAUCCUAACACAAAUUGAGCUUGUCACAUAAAUUAUUAUUUAUAGAUUUUUAAAGAUAAGGUGAGCUAAAUUUUAAUGGAAACGGUUAGUUUCAUCACAAGGUGGUAAAUCAGGAUUCGAAUUGUUAUUGAAAGAUGUAGCCAUAUGUCUGAUAGUGUUUUGAGCAGAAUUGCUUUCAGUAGAUUAAAAAAUGAUCAAGUAAAGAAGUUGAUUUUUAGGGUUAUUUAUUGUUAUUUAUUUGUCUUAAUGAAAAUGUAACAUGUGAAUGGUUACCAUCUUAUUAAAGACAAACUUUUUUUAAA